Molecule: messenger RNA, 1345 nt
Organism: Marchantia polymorpha subsp. ruderalis
Lineage: Eukaryota; Viridiplantae; Streptophyta; Marchantiopsida; Marchantiales; Marchantiaceae
Source: the annotation of a GenBank genome assembly
CAGGCGGUACAAGCAUUCAGAAUUUUACUAGUUUCUGGCAAGUUAUAGAGCAGAUUCGAAACCCGUGUCAUGCGGGGCUUGUUUGCUCCUGAAGUAUACAGCGGAGACAGUUCUAUUCUCGCGGGCCCGAGCGGCCCUACAUCUGAAGCUGACGGCAUAAAACGUGCCAAUCUACAUCAGGGACGAUUCUGACCGUGAUUCAGGUCGGAAUCAAGGUAAGAAUCGGUCUGAUAUGCGUCCGUACACCAGUGGUGGACAAUACGACUCGAGGGCAAUAGUCACUAAUUUCAACCUGGGAAAUCGUAGUUUUCCAAAACACGUUGACGCUUUCGCUCGGAAAUUCCAUCUUUUGUCCGGGAGACCUCGAUUCGAAAACUAUCAGUCAAUCGCGCCAGGGUUACAAGCAGUUGAUUACUAGCGAGUUGACUGCAGGCCACGCUUGGGCGAAGGAGGCGUGGAUCAGAAAUACGAUUGAGGAAUCCAAGCAAUCAUGACCAUGCUGCAGGACUGAAAACAAGACCAAAAGCUUCAGACCUUUGACGGAUCGGCAAUGCUCCGGUGCUUUGGCGCUUCGGCGCUGGUAGGUGGGUGGCCGAGAACUGACAAAGGGUUGACAGUAGAUACGCGUCUCCUGUGAAACUAGAGGCCGCUCUCGUUGGUCAACUUGCCGGUCAUUUUGGAAUGGAGUAUCAGUUAUUAUCGUCAGCAAGAUGAGAUUAAUCUAGAAUAUGAGUAUGUAAUUGUGCUAUAGACUGUCCAGCGAGACAUGAGAACGAAACACGCGAUGGUCAGUGGGUUGACUUUCACUUCAGUCGCUCAUAUCAAUAUUCAUUUUGAAAAUGAGUAUCUUAUUCAUUCUUGCAGUUCUCACUGGAAAAGGAAUGUUAACCGAAAGAACUUUCACUACGGGCCCACAUAAGUAUACCUAAGACACCAUGGAAAGAUCAGUGAAUACGGUAGGUGUUACUUCUAAGAAGCAACAGCUUUCACAUUGAGGUUAUUGCUCAAUGUGAAAGCAACGACUGCAGUUCCACGAAAGUGAGAGAAGUCUCGAUUGAAGACGGCAGGAAUAUUCACCCAAAGCUCACGGCCUUGAGGAUGAACGUUAAAUAUGUUCGUUCUAGGUUAGUCACGAAAGUAGGUUGUGACUUGUUUCCUCUGAAGGUCUCCGAUCUCAGUUAGCAUAAGUUGUGUUGGGGAGAAGGAGACGACUGCAGACUGGUAUGUCGAUCGAACGCCAACAUUGCAGGGACAAUAGCUUGGCAGAUACAUCAGUAGCAGUAUGUUGAGUAUGAACACAGAUCUCAUUUCUGAAGUAAAAUACUCACCAGCAUGCAGUUUGUGA